This is a messenger RNA of Sabethes cyaneus, 1353 nucleotides long. RefSeq names its product neuropeptide CCHamide-2 receptor-like. The record is from RefSeq and is a predicted model, not a curated record. NCBI's taxonomy places the organism in Eukaryota, Metazoa, Arthropoda, Insecta, Diptera, Culicidae. Gene Ontology annotation, molecular function: G protein-coupled peptide receptor activity. Gene Ontology annotation, cellular component: membrane. The transcript is spliced from 6 exons. Gene Ontology annotation, biological process: G protein-coupled receptor signaling pathway. Bases 1 to 1353 code for a protein of 450 amino acids.
AUGACAGUUCGGUUCCCCUUGUCGGCAGGUCUCCGCGGGAGCACACGUGCUACCGCAGCGCACCGUACCGGCAUGGAGCUGCUCUAUUUGCUGAAUGUAACCAAUUCACCGUCCCUAUCGGACUUUCGGCUUCGCUUGCGGAACAGCCUCCAGCCGUCGCCGGGGUCGGAUGGGGUCGAAGAUCUAUCCGGUUCGAAUCGAAUACAGAAAUCGAUCCGCACGCUGGAACCGAGCGAGGCUCCACUGCCCGGGCUCGACGUCACCAUCGACGAGUACGAACCGUACGAGCAACGGCUCGAGACGUACGUCGUCCCGGUGGUGCUCGCCAUCAUCUUCAUCGUCGGCAUUAUUGGCAACGGGACGCUGGUGAUAAUCUUUCUGCGGCACCGAGCCAUGCGGAACAUUCCAAAUACGUACAUCUUCUCGCUGGCAUUGGCAGAUCUGCUGGUGAUUUUGGUGUGUGUGCCCUCGGCCUCGCUCAUUUACAUCCUGGAAUCGUGGCCCUGGGGUGUCAGCGUGUGUCGAAUUACCGAGUGCUUCCGGGAAAUCAGCAUCGGUGUUUCGGUGUUCACUUUGACGGCCCUGGCAGCCGACCGGUACUGUGCGAUAGUCAAUCCACUGCGAAAGCUGCAGACACGCCCGAUAACGGUGAUAGUGGCCGUUCUCAUAUGGUUGCUGGCAAUCGCUUUCGCAAUCCCUUCGGCAGUCAUUUCCGAUGUGGUGGCCGUGGAAAUUCCAAACAAAACCAUCGAAUACUGCUCACCAUUCGGUCAACGGAGCAACUAUUCUGUAGCCUACUCAAAGUACAAAACCGUCAUCAACUCGGCCGUUUACUACUUCCUGCCGCUGUCGAUAAUUGGCAUCCUGUACAUCCUGAUGGCGUACCGGUUGCACACCAGCGCCCGAGACAUGCCCGGCGAAAAUGCUGGCCCGCAGAGUCGCUCACAAGCCCGUGCCCGUCGGCAUGUGGCCCGGAUGGUGAUUACCUUUGUGGUGGUGUUCAUCAUCUGCUUCCUGCCGCACCACGUGUUCCAGCUGUGGUUUCAUCUGAACCCAAAAUCCGAGUACGAGUACGAUGACUUCUGGAACAUUCUGCGAAUAACGGGGUUCUGCUUGAGUUUUCUUAACUCCUGCAUCAACCCGGUGGCCCUGUAUUGCGUUUCCGGCGUCUUCCGGCAGCACUUUCAUCGGUACCUGUGCUGCCGACAGAUGACGGUUCAGCGACGCAUUGGCAUGUCCUCGGCGGGGAACGCCUGCGAGACCAGCUUCGUGUCGACGAUACGACGCUCCCAGCACAAUCACAGCAUCCGCAAGUCGCUGUCGGUUCACUCGGUGCAGAGCACGAAAAGGUGA